AUGAAGCGAUUCUUCUCUCGCUUCUCCACCGUGCCAUCCCCUUCGCCAACCAAGCCCGUCCAGGAUGCUCGUUUUGAUUGUUCCGAGAAGAAGGAUUUGGACGCUGUUGCUCCUGCACCAGCUCUUCCUGCUCCGUAUAACCACCUUGGUCGUACUAAAGCCCUAGUCGCCAAAUUUGAGGGCGCGUCUCUCUCCCAAUCCGCCUCAUUGUCUCCUUCAGAUACCACUCCAGAUAUCACUCCAGAUAGAUUCCCCCCUACGAUACCCAUAGAACAGACCGGCCCACCUGUCCUCAACACCGCUGCCAAUCCUUCACGCAGCAUUCUGCCCUCAGACGUCGUUGCAUCCGUGCCUAAACGCCUUCCUGGCUCCAGCUUACCCGCAGAGUCUGGCCGCCAAUCUGAUCUUGUCGCACUUGACACACCAGAAACAAAAACGCCACGCUGCCCGGAUCAAGGCACGCAUCAAAGGCAGUCAAGCUCUUGUCCUCAGGCGGGUCCGUCAGCGACGCAUCUUAGCAAAUCGGUCGCCUUUGCUCCCUCACCUCAAAAGCAACGCUCCCUUUCUCCCGUACCCGUCGCGCAGCCACAGCGUUCCGCAACUUCUCAACCACUGCUUCGAACCAGCUCGUCUGACAGCAGCGAUCCAAAUGCAGCUUCCAGCAACUUUGCACGCCCUACAGCUGCUAGUCAAGCCAGAUCCAGAACUUGGACAAGGUCAGCAGCAAGCGACGUUAGCCAGCGUAUCGCUUCGCCCAAUUCACACACCUCGCGAGACAAGGCUCCAUUGAGCUUUGCGCGCUCCGCCAGACCAAGCCAGGCUUCUUCAACCCGCUUCACCUCUCGUCGCAGCCACUCUUACUCAAGUGCUCCUUCUGCCGAUGGCAACCCUUCCGCGAGUGGCCUCACAUCAUCUUUGGCUGUAAAGCGACUUGCUUCAUCCGCAAGGCGUGACUCCAUGGAAGCCGCAUCGUCAAAUCCAAGUGAGUCUCCAAAUCUCGGUGCUGGUCCGGCUGAUGUCUCUUCAGGUCCUCUUCAUUUCCCAAGCAGAACAUCUCUCUCCAUGCGUUUUAGCUACUCCGGCUCGGCCAGCAGUCGUCCACAAAGCCGCAGGAAUAGUGUCGAUCCGGCCUCGCCCAUCACCACUAACGAGACCGUCGCCUUUCCCCCAUCUGCUUUCGCUGCACGAUCAUACGGUUUUCCCACGUGGAGCGAAAUGACGCAGGAAGAACUGGUCAGAAAUCUCGGACCACGCGAAAGGACACGUCAAGAGGUUCUCUGGGAGAUCGUGGCGAGCGAAGAGCGCUACCUAGCCGAACUCGAAAAGGCCAAGGAGAUCUACAUAGAUGCUCUUCUUCACCCACACCUCUUCGAUCCUGAGCGCGUUCUGCCACCCGCUCCGAGCACUCUCACCGCCUUUCCUAUUGACGAACCAGGACCAAGGAACUCGGCGGCCUCCAAACCGCAAUUGGUGCCCAUGCUGCCUGCCAACUCCAACGGUGAGCCAUCGGCUUUCGCAGCCGGUUCUUUGCCCAACACUCAUGGGGAUCUUCCCAUCGCUUCUCGCUUCAUGUCGAACAUAUCUGUUGAAAAAAGUGCAGCCUUUGAAUCGAUAGGACGCGGUACGCAGCCGCACAACGCCGCACGUAGUCCCUACUUAGGACAUAUGGGCAGCGCGUCCACGACGGACAACGUCUCAUCCCGGUCUGGGCCAGUCACCAUGCGAGUGCAUGCAUCGUUUGGCCUAGGUCUUGGUCUUGGCACAACAGCCACACGAGACCGAAGCACCGCUGGCUAUAUGAACGUGACUACCACAACGCGCGCCAAAGGCAAACUAUCCAAAGCACAAAAGCUCCGUGGUCUCUCACGAAAGGCAAAGGCGGAUGCGGAUCCGCUUCGACUCUCGGUACCUUUACCGCCAUCGCUUCGAGAGGUGCUCGUCGCAAUGUCUGACGUUCUCGUCGAGGCACACGGUAUGCUCUCGGAUGCUCUCAAAGCAAGAUACGAAGAGCAAUGGCCGCUCGUACGUAGCCUAGCCGAUAUUUUCACCAAGUAUGCUCAUAUUUUUCAGCGCUACGCCACUUAUGUCUGCCAUCUGCAAAGAGCCAUGGAGGAACUCGAAGAGGCCGCUCUCAUGGAGCGCGCAUUUCGAGGCAAACGGCUGAAAAAGGAGCGCCUCAGCAAUACAGUCGGACUAGGCCGCACUGUCGCUGCACUAGAGGCAUGUGCAGCCGAGCAAGGCUACGCUGGCCUCUCGAUUUUUGCUUCCAUGCCAUUUCAGCGACUGCUCAAAUAUCCUCUGCUUUUCCAAAAUCUUCUCUUCCAUACAGACCCCUCGACGACUGAGUUCGAGAGCACAGUCUCCAUGGUGGUCGACAUCGAACGCCUCGUGCGCUCCAUCGAAGACGAAAAGGUCAACGCCGAGGAAAGAGACAAGAUGCUGGACUGUUUUGCCCGCAUUGAUGGAAUCACCGAUCAUCAGGUUUUACGACCUCGACCGGAUAGGGUGCUCAUCGAGGAGCAGGCGCUCUACGACCAAAAUGCUCGCAGAGCGUUGUCCGAGUCGGCGCCUAAAGGUGCUCGAGCUGAUGCAUAUCCAUCUGACAGCGAGAAUGGGGAGAGUGGCGCUGAGAACACAGAGCCAAGCGGCGGUCGUUGGAGUAACUCGAAUCAAUCGGGGUUGCGGGCUGCUCUGAGGAACAAACGCUCUUAUCGACGUCUCUCCGACUUUUUGCCGUCUGAAGACGCCGGCCAUGGCUCCUCCAAAGCUCCAUCAAUGGGCAGCAAGAAAGACUUGUGGAUCGUCCGCUUCUCAGACGUCGAGAUCAAAUGUCAGCGUAUCGGUGUGACAGCAUUGCCAAUGGUCAGCACAGCUGCUCUGCGAAUCGCCGACUCCUCUGCCGAGCUUGAUGCAAGAGAUUUCGCUGCACGGACCAAGGACAGUCGCGAGCGUCUUAAAGCUCUGCGAAACACAACCUUGCGAGCCAAGACACGCAACUUGUACAAAUUUAUCUCAGUCGUUGCGUGGAGGAACGCAGCCGCUCGCCAAGCCGGUAUAGGAAAGGAGGACUCUGUAGGUGGCUUGCCCACCUCGCACGAGGUAGAUGAGCAGGAUUCAGUGGAAGGUGAGGAGGAGGAUGAGGCAAGUGUAGAUAGUGACGAUGGCAGUAGUGUGAGCUCUUCCAGCUCUUCGGGUAGUGAUGAUGGCAUUGGUGGCCAAGCGGCGUCUCAGAAGUACGUCAGAUCGACCAAGCUUUCAUUCACCUACUGGGGAGAUCGUAUCGAGCCGAGCCGCGGCAUUGCUGGUGCACAAGCAGGCGCGCACGCCAACGAUCCACCCAAGAUCUCUUCCGGACACAUAUCAAAUCAGCGGAACGAUGGUCCAGUUUCUCGAACGACUGGACCUCGCCUGACUGCUUCGGCUGAUUCGGCUGGCACUUCUGCUGCCGGUGCUGCUCCUACGUUUGACUCCACGCGAAGCAGCCGACAGCCGCAAACGAGCACACUCGACGGUGCUUCGUUGAAUCUCUCCCAAAUUCACGGCCGACGCGGUGUGUUGGGGCGACUGAGCGAGCCUAUGGCUGCUACGUCCAUGUCGAUUGCACCUGAGCCCAUGCAGAAUGCCGUCGCACAGAUGCACGCGAGGCAGCGCAACGAAAAGUUUGGUGCUCGUUUACGAUCUUCGAUAGCCAACGGCGCAGACGACUCCCACGUGUCGGUUGACCUUGCUGGAGUAGAUGCUGGCGGUGUCAGUAGGGCAGGCAAUCGCACAAGCCUUGCAGCAUCCGGUCCACGAGCGAUCUGA
Messenger RNA from Mycosarcoma maydis (corn smut), 3804 nucleotides. RefSeq lists its product as uncharacterized. NCBI's taxonomy places the organism in Eukaryota, Fungi, Basidiomycota, Ustilaginomycetes, Ustilaginales. The transcript has a single exon. Gene Ontology annotation, molecular function: guanyl-nucleotide exchange factor activity. The record is from RefSeq and is a predicted model, not a curated record. Gene Ontology annotation, biological process: positive regulation of Rho protein signal transduction. The coding region runs from base 1 to 3804 and encodes 1267 amino acids.